This is a messenger RNA of Cololabis saira (Pacific saury), 2631 nucleotides long. Its product is annotated as NLR family CARD domain-containing protein 3-like. Lineage: Eukaryota; Metazoa; Chordata; Actinopteri; Beloniformes; Belonidae. The record is from RefSeq and is a predicted model, not a curated record. Gene Ontology annotation, molecular function: protein binding. Bases 1 to 2631 code for a protein of 876 amino acids. The transcript is spliced from 7 exons.
AUGCCGUCUUGGUGUCCCAGGAGAGGUACGUUAGUUGCAGUUUGUAACAAGCAGCUGAAGUCUAAGCUGAAGAAGAAGUACCAGCAUGUGUCUGAGGGGAUCACUAAAGCAGGAAAGACAACUCUUCUGGAGCAGAUCUACACGGAGCUCUACAUCACAGAGGGAGGGACCGGAGAGGUCAACCAUGAACAUGAAGUCAGACAGAUUGAAGCAGCUUCCAGGAAACCAGACGGAGCAGAAACAGCCAUCAGACAGGAAGACAUCUUUAAACCCCCACCUGGAAGAGGAGGACCAAUCAGAACGGUGAUGACGACGGGAGUGGCCGGCAUCGGGAAAACAGUCCUAACACAGAAGUUCAGUCUGGACUGGGCUGAAGGCAGAACCAACCAGGACAUCCAGUUCCUGCUUCCAUUCACCUUCAGACAGCUGAAUGUGCUGAGAGAGGAGAAGUUCAGCUUGGUGGAGCUAGUUCAUCGAUUCUUCUCUGAAACCAAAGGAAUCUGCAGCUUUGAAGAGUUCCAGGUCACGUUCAUCUUUGACGGUCUGGAUGAGAGUCGACUUCCUCUGGACUUCCACAAAUCUACAAUCGUCAGUGACCCCAGAAGGUCCACCUCAGUGGACGUGCUGCUGACCAACCUCAUCAGGGGGAACCUGCUUCCUUCUGCUCGUCUCUGGAUCACCACACGACCCGCAGCAGCCGAUCAGAUCCCUCCUGAGUGUGUUGACAUGGUGACAGAAGUCAGAGGGUUCACUGACCCACAGAAGGAGGAAUACUUCAGGAAGAGGAUCAGAGGAGAGGAGCAGACCAGCAGGAUCAUCUCCCACAUCAAGACAUCACGGAGCCUCCACAUCAUGUGCCACAUCCCAGUCUUCUGCUGGAUCACUGCUACGGUCCUGGAGAAAGUCCUGGAGAACGUCCUGGAAACCAGAGAGGGAGGGCGGCUGCCCAAGACCCUGACUGAGAUGUACAUCCACUUCCUGGUGGUCCAGGCCAAACUGAAGAAGGUCAAGUAUGACGGAGGAGCUGCGAGGGAUCCACACUGGAGUCCAGAGAGCAGGAAGAUGGUGGAGUCUCUGGGAAAACUGGCUUUUGAGCAGCUGCAGAAAGGAAACCUGAUCUUCUAUGAACGAGACCUGACAGAGUGUGGCAUCGAUGUCAGAGAGGCUUCAGUGUACUCAGGAGUGUUCACCCAGAUCUUUAGAGAGGAGAGCGGCCUGUACGAGGACCAGGUCUUCUGCUUCAUCCAUCUGAGUGUUCAGGAGUUUCUGGCUGCUCUUCAUGUCCAUCUGACCUUCACCAACUCUGGAGUCAACCUGCUGGAAGAACAGAGAAUAACCUUCAGGUUGUUUAAAACAAGAGCAGACACUCACUUCUAUCAGAAAGCUGUGGACAAGACCUUACAGAGUCCAAACGGACACCUGGACUUGUUCCUGCGCUUCCUCCUGGGUAUUUCACUGGAGACCAAUCAGAACCUCCUACGAGGUCUGAUGACAUCAAACCAAAGAAGUUCACAGAACAAUCAGAAAACAGUUGAAUACAUCAAGAAGAAGAUCAGUAAGGAAAUGUCUGCAGAGAGAAGCAUCAACCUGUUCCACUGUCUGAAUGAACUGAACGAUCGGUCUCUGGUGGAGGAGGUCCAACGGUCCCUGAGGUCUGGACGUCUCUCCACAGAUGAACUGUCUCCUGCUCAGUGGUCGGCUCUGGUCUUCAUCUUACUGUCAUCAGAAGAAGAUCUGGAAGUGUUUGACCUGAAGAAGUUCUCAGCUUCAGAGGAGGCUCUACGGAGGCUGCUGCCGGUAGUCAAAGCCUCCAAGAAAGCUCUACUGAGUGACUGUAACCUCUCAGAGGACAUCUGUCCACUUCUGUCCUCAGUUCUCAGCUCUCAGUCCUCCAGUCUGACAGAACUGGACCUGAGCAACAACGACCUGCAGGAUUCUGGACUGAAGAAGCUGUGUCCUGGACUGGAGAGUCCACACUGUCACCUGGAGUCUCUCAGACUGUCAGGCUGUCUGAUCUCAGAGGAAGGAAGUUCUUCUCUGGUCUCAGCUCUGACCUCCAACCCCUCCCACCUGAGAGAGCUGGACCUGAGCUACAACCAUCCAGGGGAGUCAGCAGGGAAGCUUCUGUCUAGACUGGAGGAUCCCCGCUGGAGACUGGAGACUCUCAGGGUGGAGCCUGCUGGACAACGAUGGCUGACACCAGGUCUGAGGAAGUAUUCCUGUCAACUCACCAUCGACACAAACACAGUAAACAAGGGCAUCAAACUGUCUGACAACAACAGGACGAUGAUGUAUGUGGAGGAGGAUCAGUCAUAUCCUGAUCAUCCAGACAGGUUUGAUUACUGGCCUCAGCUGCUGUGUAGAGAAGUUCUGACGGGUCGCUGUUACUGGGAGGUCCAGAGGAGAGGAGCUGUUUAUGUAUCAGUGAGUUACAGAAGAAUCAGCAGGAAAGGAGACUCUUAUGACUGUGGGUUUGGAAGAAACGAUCAUUCCUGGAGUCUGGACUGUUAUUCAGGUGUGGAGGCACUGGUGUCCAAGGUUUUCUGUUCGGGAACUCUGAUAAACCAUCAGAUGUACGCAGACGAUCUGUCCAUCAUGUCCCCCACCGAUGUUAACGGGGGGCGUGUCUAA